AUGUCGACAAGUAAAACCACCGUUACCGACAAACAAAAACUCGAACCGAUUAAAUUAACAUCUCACAUUAAGAAUGCAAUUGAUAUUUUAACGAAAUUACCUGAUCCCAUUCCUAAAAAUACUGAUAUCGCCUCUUAUCAACAUCCAAUCUUGAUCGGCUCUCAAGCUGCAAAAUAUCAUGUUCCUAGCUUUCGUGAUCCAGUUGAUUGGGAUAUAAUUGCCACCCCAUCACAAACUAGCAACUGGUUAAAUUCUUUGAAAACCAAACAUGAGGUCGAACUGGAAAUGGAUUAUUAUAAAGAUAUCUGUAUCAAAAUUCAAGCAACAUGCACUGUUAAUGUGAAGGGUAUCGAAGAUGUAUACAAUUACGAUGUGGAAGUUGUCAUUGGUCCCCAUGAUAUGAAAGAAAUAAUCAAUCAAGAAAUCGAAAUCGGGGUCUGUAAUCACGAUUCUAGUAGCAAGAUGAUCAUGGAUAUUUGUUGUGAUGAUAGAGUUGUCGGAAACACCAUCUUUCUUCCACCAACAAAUCUUGUCUGUUCAGUAGCUUCUUUGGAAGUUCUUGAAGCAUUGAAAUCAUCACAUAUCAUUUGGCCUUAUUAUUUUGACAAACACAUAGAUGAUUUACACUCUUUGAGAAUAUUAUUAGGUUGUGGUGAUACCAAUGUGCCAAAGUCACAACCAUUAACAGGCCCAUCAAGAAGCAUCGAUGUUGAAACAAUGCUGAAAUUGCGCAUUAAUGAAACAAAAAAAAUUCGUGGAAUUCCUGGUGCUCACAUCAAUCUUAAUCAGACUAACGAAGAAUUUCUAGAUCGUGAAGAUGAUUUAGUUGUAACGAGAUUUAUAAAACACGAUGAUAUACACGAAAUUGUUAAAUAUGGCGGAAGACCAAUUUAUGCAGAUUUGAAAGUUGAUCAAAGCAAAGCAUGGAUCGAGAAGUCUCUUUUUCAACAAAUUGAUUAUGAUACACAAUUGAAAUGUGUAAAAGAAGAAGCUAUGGUCAUCUCCUUGGAAAGAUAUCUUAUUCCACAACUCACAUCAACACAAGAAAAGGCGUACAAUUUGGCUCUAUCUCGCAUUUGCACCACCUUAACCAAAAAUUGGUUUCGUCAAUUUGCCAUUGACAAUUAUCCACGUCUGACAAGGUGUGACAAAGAUCUGAUGCCAAUUGCAAAACAAAUCAGUGAGGGUCGUCCAUUAAACGAAACAAUAGCAGAAGAAUCAAUUGAAUUGUAUAAUAGUUGGGUAAAAGAUGCGGAAGAUAGAUUGAUUGUGGAACCUUUACAUAGUAGAACUACCGAUUUAUCAUUUAAUUUGUCUGAUUGGUCAUCACAAGGUUAUAGAGGAAUUAAAUUAAAAAGAACAGGAAUAGAAAUCAGAUCACCUGUUGUGGAUCCUCAUACAAAAAUACCUAUAUCAUUCAUUUAUGCUAUUGCUACUUGUGCUUACCGUGGUAUAUCUGGUGAUGAUUGCAACCCUGGUUGUGAUUGGUGGGGUUGUCUCUCUAUACGAUUUUCCAAAGAUCAAAGUGAAGAUGAAUCUACGCAAAAAGAUGAUUUUCCUUUUUUGCUUGAUAAUGAUGAUUAUUAUGGCCGCUCAAGUACUCCUUCAAUCAAACCAAAUAAUAUCCUUACUUUUGAAGUUAAUGCGUACACUAGUGGUGGAAGUUGGGGAGGUGAGGAUAUUUGGAGGGAACCGUCUGUUAUUGCGAAUGAUGCUGAUAAUGUCGCUUCUCAAUUGAGAGUCCCUGGAUUGAAUGGAAAUCUUCUUGUUAAAUAUGUACUAGCACAUCUUCAACCUUCCUUAAGAGGUAAUGGUGAGGCUCCUUUGAAACAUAGAAUUGAUAAAUUGAAAGCGGAAGGAAAAAUUAGUUCUAAACCAAAACAACAUCUUUGGUAUGACUUGUGGGAGUAUGCAUUAAACGAUGGAUGGAAUGAAGUAAUGGAUGAUGAAGAUUAUAGCUUUUGA
Entrophospora candida is the source of this 1965-nucleotide messenger RNA. The record is from the annotation of a GenBank genome assembly. NCBI's taxonomy places the organism in Eukaryota, Fungi, Glomeromycota, Glomeromycetes, Entrophosporales, Entrophosporaceae.